GAUUAUUAAACAAUCUUGAGUUUAUUAAAAAAAUAUAUACAUAUUUAUUUUUGGUUUAAAUAAAAACAAAAUGAAGUGGUUAUUGUUAUUGUUGAUUGGUGUAGUUUCUAUAAGAAACGCUAUUCUUGCACCAGAAAAGAAAUUACUUUGUACACAUUUAUAUAACAAAGUAUCACAUUUAACAAUUGAACAGCCGGAUCCAGAAGCAAUUUUGGAUAACGAUGAUGAACAACAUUCUGAUGAUAAAAAUUCACAACAAAGUAAAAAUGCUGCUCCAAGUAUAUAUGAGACAUACGAUGAAUUGGGUGGAGUUAUUCAUUAUGAAAAAUGUGGAGGGUCGAAUUUUUGUUACGCUUUAUGGCAAACUGAAAAUGGACCUAAUGGAACCAUUGAUGUUAUUAUGGGACAAGGCUGUUGGGCUGGUAAUAAUGGCAAACAAGAAUGUGAUCGUUCAAAAUGUAUAUCUGAUAAAAAACCACCAAAAGCAGCAAACAAUACAAAAUUUUGCUGUUGUUCCGGGCAUCUCUGUAAUCAAAAUUUUACUGAUGCAUAUAUACCCUCUGAUGAUGAUUUACAAGAUCCGAAAGUUUUAUUACCAGCCAGUGAAUAUUUAGAACAAUCACGACGUGAACAUCAAAAAUUGAUAAUAAUCGUGGCAUGCGUGUGUGUAUUGAUGGCAGCUUUAGGAAUAAGCGUUGUUGUAUACCGUAUGUGGCAUAUUGGUUUGAUAUCAUCACCAAAUAAUAAAAAUCAAUUAGAUUCUGUGAAUUUAAUGGAAGGUGGACCACGUUACACUAAUGGUGUAUAUAGUGUUGAUCACUUAAAAUUAGUGGGACGUGUUGGACAAGGGCGCUAUGGUUCAGUAUGGAAGGGUACCGUUAAUGAGCAAGAAGUUGCUGUUAAAAUAUUUCCAGCACAUUAUCGAAAUUAUUUUUAUAAUGAACAAGAUAUUUAUUGUUUGCCGUUUAUGGAUAAUCCAUGUCUUUUAACUUAUUUUGGAUGUGACGAGCGUACUAAUAUGGAAGGACAAACCGAAUACUUACUAGUACUCUCAUAUGCACCAAACGGUUGUCUACAAGAUUACUUAAAAGAAAACACAUUGGAUUGGAAUACCUUUUGUAAGAUGGCAUUGACAGUAGCAAAAGGUUUAGCGCAUUUACAUACUGAUAUUAUUAAAGGAGAUAAAGUAAAACCGUGUGUUAGUCAUCGUGAUUUAAAUACACGCAAUGUUUUGGUUAAAAAUGAUUUAACAUGUUGUUUAUGUGAUUUGGGUUUUGCAAUGAAAAUAUCGAAUGCCAAAUAUUUCCAAAAUGGUGAAGAUCCACAUCAAGAACCAAAAAGUUUAAGUGAAGUUGGUACUCUACGAUAUAUGGCACCAGAAGUACUUGAAGGCGCUGUAAACUUACUAGACUGUGAAUCAUCAUUAAAACAAAUUGACGUAUACGCAUUAGGACUUGUAUUGUGGGAAUUAGCAACACGAUGUACAGAAUUAUUUCCACCCGGUAUUGAAGUACCUCCGUAUAAAUUACCAUUUGAGAAUGAAGUUGGUUCACAUCCAACAUUUGAACAAAUGCAAACGGUGGUAUCACGUCGAAAAGCACGUCCACUAUGGCCACCUGAAGCAUGGAAUGGUCGUUGGGGAUGUUCGCCAGCACAUCGUCUGGUCCGUGAAACUACUGAAGACUGUUGGGAUCAAGAUGCUGAAGCACGUUUAACUGCAUUAUGUGUAGAAGAACGAUUACAUGAGCUACCGCAUUUAAAAGAUCGUGGAAAUCGUGGUACCAUAUAUACGUCAACAGCUGUUAGUCCGACAAUAAAUCAAACACAGAUUUCGAAUCCAAGUGUGAUUAAUAAUAACCAUAUUAAUACGAUUACAUCAGCACCGAAUAUCACUUUACAUAAUUUUAAUCAAGAGUCAACUGGAGGAAACUCUAUUAGUAUAUCAUCGAUUGGGAAAGAUGCAAGUGAAAUAUCUGAGGGUACGAUUGAAACUGUCUAUACCAUGACACCUUCUGAACCACCUAGUGAACAUGGAUAUAAAAAUUCAAAUCAAACUGCACAAUAUAUUCAACAAAAUCUCGGUACACAAAUACCCGUAUUACAACCAUUUCAAGGCCGCAAUCCAUGCAUGGAACGUAAUUUGUUAAUAUCGAGUAAUUCAACAGAAGAUAUUCAAAGUCAAAAUACUUUAAUCGAUAAAUCAUUUAAACAUUUAUCAACAUAUUACAAUAGUGAAACACAAGGAUUAAUUGGACAUGAUUAUUUAAAUCAAAAUGGCGGUCCACCCCCUUCAUUGGUUAGUUCACCACCUAUAAUCUCAAAUGGUUUAAAUCAUCAUCAAAAUGGUACAAUUGUAAAUUUAACGACAAAUCGUCCAGCUACACCGAUACCAUAUGUACAAAAUGUUGUAUACGAUAACAUACCAAAACCGAUGCCGAAAACACAAAACAUUUCUGGUAGUAGUUCAGCAUUAAAUGAUCAACAAAAUUCUACAAAAUAUGGUAUAUUUGGAUGGAGCGGUUGGCGAAAAUUACUAGAUAAAAAAUUAUUUGGUCGUGAAAAAUUAGAUAGUGUUUUAAUUGAAGAACCUGAAGUGAAAUCAAAUUUAUUAUCAAAAGAAGAUUUAAGGCAAUCGGCACAAAAACAGCCAAUUAUCAUGGAGACACAAGUGAAUUUAGUUACAAAUAAAAUGGUUAAUGGUUUAUCAAAACAAAAUGGUAGUGUGGUUACGUCAAUACUAAAUACAGAACAAACAGUGGCCUUAGAACAAAAUAAAUCUGAACAAAAACGACCAUCAACAUUACCUCUGGAUAAAAGUGAUAACACCAAAUAUGUCCUACCAAAAAAUAAUAGUCAUAAUAUAUUAAUCCAUAACGAAUCAAAUCCAUUAUCUAAUCAAAAAUUUACAAUUGUACCAAAUCCUGAUUUAGAUAAUUUAAAAAAUAAUGAAACCGAUGAAAAUGCACAUCUGUUAUCACCAUUAUUAACAAAACAAAAGAUAUCUGGUAUAUCACAAGUGAUUAAACAUCGUCGUAAAUCACUAAGUCGUGAAGGUUCAUUUGAACAAUUUAAUGAAGUUUUUUCAAGUAACACGGAUUUGUCACGUUUAAAGGAUCCAACACAACGUAUUAAAACCCCUGGUGAUGUACCACCUUCGGUACGACGUAACCGUGGUCGAGCUAAUUCUAGUAAUUCAGCACGAUUUUCAUUGUAUGAUGAUCGUAUGAUGUCUGUAAAUAAGUAUGAAGAUGAGAAUUGCGAACAAUCGUGGUCGAAUAGUGUGCCUGAUGGUAUUGGUGUAACAAUUAAUUAUACAAAUAAUAAUAAUAAUAAUCAAAAAACACCACGGGGUGUUGUAGAAAGUUUAGUUAUUGCUAACCGUACAGAUAGCGUUAGUAGUUUUUGAUUUAUGUAAAAUUCAUUCGGUUUACAAUAUGUUUACUAAUUCAUAACAUCCGUUUUUAUUGUGAGUUUCUUUCAUUUGCAGUUUUUUAAAAUCAACUAUAACUCAAAUUGAACGAAUUCAAUUUUAAUGAUACAAUACUCUACCGUAGACGAACUAGUUGAUUGAGUUGAAUCUAGAGAUUAUUCUUUUUUUGCAACGUAUUAGAGUAUGUCAUGAUUGAAACGUCUUUGUGUUCGCUGAGUUUACAAUGUUUUAUGAGGAAUUCCGUCAAUAAUUGUUUUUGUUUGAAGUUCUUGUACGUCUCGUUUUUUUCUCAACUAAAACCUCUUUACUUAAGCCCUAAGAUAUAAUUGGUAGACUAGAAGCAAGAUUUUUUCCUAACUUCUUUCUUCCAGAUACAUUUCCAGUAGAAUUGAUCUUGAAACAAUUUUUAGUGCUCUGUCAAUAAGUACCAUGAAUUAUUAAAGGGGUAUUCUGAUCUAGAAGCUUAAAUUAUAGGCGUUUUUCAAACUAAGAUUAUAAAAAAAUGAAAAACAUUUUUAUGGCCAUUUUUUCAUAUAUUUAUUGACAUUUUGAGGCCUACAAAAAAAAGAAAAAAAAAAAACACGACACUCCGAUUGAUACGAGUAAAGAUGUUGCUAUCGUCUGAACCACAGAAAAAAAAUUCAUAAAAUGGCGUCGAAAUGGAAAAAAAAGAUUGUUUUGACCCCAAAUUCUUUAAAAAUACUCAAAAUUUUAAUUUUUUUUUAAAUCCAAGGUUCAGGCGAUAGAGGCAUUUGUAAAGAAGAUUCCCAUAAAAUUUAAAAGGAAUCGGAAGGUAUCAUGUCAAUCACCUCGAAAAAUGAACUUUCGAAAAAAACGCGUUUAUUACUCACUCAUCAAUUCGAAUUUCGUUACCAGAAAAUCCGCUGUAUCUCCGAAAAUAAUUCGGAUUUCUUCAAAUUUCUAGACCAGAAUACUGCUUUAAAGCUUUCAUAUUAUGAAAAAGUGAAACAAAUUAUGUUGGAGUUUAUUAAACCCCAUUGACUUAAAACGAAAGGGAAAAUUCAUUUCGGGAAGAAGAAAAGCCAAGUGAGAGGUGAAAUCUGAAGAAUAAGGUGUUUGAUCUAAUACGGUAUUUAUCGGUCUUUAAUAUUGAUCACAAUUGUUGCUCUAUACGAAAAUCGUCAGACAAAAAUCACGAAUUGCUUUUCCACAAUGUUGAUUGUUUUGGCGAAUUUCCUGAUGCAAACAUUUUAAUAAACUCAAAUAAUAUUAUUCAAUGACCUAUGUUGUUUAGUUGACCUUGUUUAGUAUUAUUUAAUGAUAUCCAAAAAUUUAUCAAACCAAAUUGCAAAUAUCAAAGAAUCAAUGAGCCGAUGCUCAAAACAUUUUUAAUAAUACACAAUUUGAGAUAAACUCUAUGUUCAAAGUAGUGAUUUAAUUAUCUGCUAUAAACUAAAUGGUUGGUAAAUCGUGCUCUUUUUAGGGUUUUCGUAUAGCUAUUUACGGAAAAUCCUGAAAUAAUAAUGAUGCUUUUUUCGGACAUGGACUUAAAGUUUAUGUGUAAUCGUAAAUCGUAACAAAGAAAAGAAAUAAAAAUUUGUAAUUUGAGAAAACCUAUUUAGAUUAUUAACUAAUCGACGGUUCUUGACUUUAGCAAAACUCUGAAGAGGCAUUUAUUUCAAUAAACUGCAAAUAAAACAAACUCCGCGUGAUAAUUAAUGAGGUAGAUGACCUUUUGAGAAAGAUUUUGCUCAUAAGCCGACAAGAAUUUACAGAAAGUAAAUUUUCUUAU
Chrysoperla carnea is the source of this 5183-nucleotide messenger RNA. It is a transcript of the gene wit, whose product is annotated as bone morphogenetic protein receptor type-2. The coding region runs from base 71 to 3406 and encodes 1111 amino acids. Gene Ontology annotation, biological process: cellular response to growth factor stimulus; protein phosphorylation; BMP signaling pathway. The transcript is spliced from 9 exons. Gene Ontology annotation, molecular function: ATP binding; transforming growth factor beta receptor activity. Gene Ontology annotation, cellular component: plasma membrane; signaling receptor complex. The record is from RefSeq and is a predicted model, not a curated record. Lineage: Eukaryota; Metazoa; Arthropoda; Insecta; Neuroptera; Chrysopidae.